Harpegnathos saltator (Jerdon's jumping ant) is the source of this 2422-nucleotide messenger RNA. RefSeq names its product spermiogenesis-related protein stanley-cup (gene s-cup). The record is from RefSeq and is a predicted model, not a curated record. The transcript has 4 exons. Lineage: Eukaryota; Metazoa; Arthropoda; Insecta; Hymenoptera; Formicidae. The coding region runs from base 1335 to 1922 and encodes 195 amino acids.
GAUAUCCUCGGCUCGCAGCUGUAACGAGCUGUAACAUAUUUUGAAAGGGAAUCUAACACCCCAGUAAUUCCGCAAGGAGAAGGACUCAUGAACGAUCAUUCGCCAAUAUCGCGGUCCUUUUCGGUCGCCCCAUCACCGAUCGAUUCCAUUCUUUCCCCGUGUACUUUCCGCAGACAACCUUCAACCUUCGGCUUUUAUCUCCAAUCUUUCAUCAUAUUCGCCAUGAUUACGGCCAAGACGGCAUCGUUGAGCUGCCUCAAUAUUUAUCGGAGCUUCAGGAGGGGAAUUUCCGUAGCAUAAUCCCGCGAUGAUCGACUUGCAGGUUGAGCCGAUCGACGGGGUGAGUCGCGAGCGAGUAGAUGAAAUAAGACCAGGCGCGGCGCGUUCGAUAUGAAAUGGAAAAAACGCGAUGUGGUUUCGCGUGGUCGAGCCUUGGCACGACCCACCUACAUGUCGACAAAGAAGGCACCCACGCCACGUAUAAAGCCACGGUAUAGGCCACACACAUACACGGCGUACAUACACACACUUAUGUCACAUGCUUUCGACGUGUCCUUUAGUCGAUACGCGCGCAAUCAUGCAGCACGCUCGAUGUCGGCUUUCCAUCGAGCUCGUCGGGCUCGUCGUCGUGGUCGCGAAGUUUAACUCGAUGGUUUCCGGAAUUUCUAGAGCUUCGUUUCGUCUGGCCGGGAGACCGGUUUCGUCCGUUCGGUGAAACCUCGAGCGUGCAGUGAAGAAACGCCUCCGAUAACGCACCGCUACGAGAAAGCACGGCGAUAUAAAAGUCCGAGGCUCGCUCGACUCGACCGCGAGGAUUCGUCGGAUGGUCCAUCCGAUUGCCAGGAACGCGAAAUCGACCGCGCUCAGCGGGAUCAGCGACGAGAAACGAGCCGCGAGCCUUCUCGAUCAGAUCUCGGUGCCUCCUGAAGCGGUGAUAAAUUCCCGUCUCUCCUUGAGACGAUUACCGGUAUCGGAGAGCGCAAAGUUUUGACACAGUUUGAUCGCUUCGAUCUUUAAACGUCUUCCUAUUAAAGAACCAUCGCAUUAAGAUGCGGCGUCAUCGUCGGUCUCGGUGAUCCACGAGAUAUUCGUCCGCUGCGUCCAGCCGAACAAUAGAAAGAGAAAUACGGUCCCACCAGCGAAUAAGGCAGUCUCCAAGCAGAAGAACCGGGGGGAGGGAGGGGGGGGAUAAAACCAUUAAUUACACAUCGACGAGCCGCGAUCGCGUGCUUCGUCGGUUCGCUGCUCGCGCGGAUAUCGCGGCCGACCUCCGCGGUGAUCGAGACGUUAAAGAUUCGAGAUCGAGAUCGGCAGGUUCGCGAAACGGCACGGCGAUGUCGAAGAGAAUAUUGAAAACUACUAUGAACGCCGUCGCGUUAAACAACAGUAACCUCCUCAAGAUUAGUACCACGACUACUACCACGUCCCCGCCCGAAUACAGCUACGACUACACGAAUACGCAUAGCAAUGCCAAUAUUCUUCUUGCUGGCGGCGUGAUCCUGGUGGUGCUGCUCCUCUGCUACUGCUGUCACAAGAACGUCCGAAAGCAUCGACAGCACGAGAACCCGCAGAAUCGGAGGGUCGAGUCGGACGACCACAAUCUGGAGAUCUUCGCGAUGGACGCGAUGUUCCAGCAGUGCCCCGAGAGAUCAGCCAGCCAGACGCCUCAUUCGACGUGUUUCGUGACCUCGGAACCGCCGCCGACCUACGAGAGCAUCUUCGAUCCGCGGGCGGUGCCCUCGCCCAUCGACAAGAAAGAUGAAUCCGAUGAUCUCGGCAGCAUUAUCGCACCGCGUACGGGCAUCUUCCCCACCGAGUUGGAGGCCAACUGGAUCAACAAGCGAGAGGAUAUCUCGAAAGACGACCAAGGUUUGCCUUCCUAUGAGGCCGCCCUAAAAUUGGAAGCUGACGGCUACGUCUAGGGAUCGCGCCAGGAAAGUGGAGGGAACCUUCGAUUCACCUCCUCGCGGCCCCUCCGUGAAAAUCGUCGAAUCGCGAAUGCCUCCUUAUAGGAGGAAUAUUUUUGGAAAUAACACACGACCGACCACCGACACGCGUCGCGUCGGUCAUAUUUUUUAAUGAGCGAUACCUGUCAAUAAUGGAGUUGCAAUUGUUACUCACGGGUCGAUCCUUUCUUUGUUUUAUAUCGAAUUACCAAAUUAAAGAUACACGCACGCUAGUAAAAUAAGUACUACAUUGAAUACAUGUAUUAAUGUGUAAAUAUAAGUCAUAGAAAGAAGAGAGAAAAGAGUGAAUAAAAACAAGAGAGACAAAAUAAAAGAAAUCUUGUUGUUUUGUUACGACGCGAUAACAUCGACGGAAGUUAUUUCGCACGACACCCGAGAUAAAUCCCCGAUGAAGAGAAGAAAAUUCAGGAAGAGAGGAGAUAAGUGCUCGAGCUUACUUUUCAGAUCGAUUCGUG